Emiliania huxleyi CCMP1516 is the source of this 1160-nucleotide messenger RNA. RefSeq lists its product as hypothetical. NCBI's taxonomy places the organism in Eukaryota, Haptophyta, Isochrysidales, Noelaerhabdaceae. The record is from RefSeq and is a predicted model, not a curated record. The annotation marks the transcript as partial. The transcript has 2 exons.
GCUCUGUCGCCGUCGCCACCACCGCACUCGCCGCCGCCGCCCUCACCGCCACCACCCUCGCUGCCGCCGUCCUCGCCAUCGCCGCCCUCACCCCCGCCCUCGCCCCCGCCGCCCUCGCCGCCACCGCCAUCGCCGCCUCCACCUUCUCCAUCUCCGCCGCCAUCGUCCGCGUCGCCCCCGCCGCCGCCUACCUCCGCCUCGCCCUCGCCGCCGCCUCCCUCGACCUCACCGUCGCCGCCGCCUCCCUCCGCCUCGCCCUCGCCGCCGCCUCCCUUCACCUCACCGUCGCCCCCGUCACCGUCCGCCUCGCCCUCGCCGCCGCCUCCCUCGAUCUCGCCGUCGCCACCGCCUCCCUCCGCCUCGCCGUCGCCGCCGCCGCCGUCCGCCUCGCCCUCGCCGCCGCCGCCGUCCACCUCACCGUCGCCACCGCCUCCCUCGCCGCCCCAACCGUCGCCACCGCCCUCGCCGCCACCGCCCCCGAGCCCGCCGCCGCCCUCGCCGCCGCCCUCGCCGCCGCCGCCCACUCCGCCGCCCUCUCCACCGCCUCCCUCGCCUCCGCCACCGUCGCCACCGCCCUCGCCGCCUCCGCCCUCGCCACCUCCGUCGCCGCCGCCUUCGAGCCCGCCGCCGCCCUCGCCGCCGCCCUCGCCGCCUCCGCCAAGCCCGCCGCCGAGCCCUCCCCCGCCGUCGCCGCCGCCGCCGUCGCCACCGCCCUCUCCGCCGCCGCCCUCUCCGCCGCCCUCGCCGCCGCCGCCGUCCCCGCCGCCGCCACCAGCUCCGCCUGGCCGCUCAGCCUCCCCGUGUACGACCCGGCGUGGGGCUGCGCGUGCGAGAGCGCCGAGGACCGCCCCGUCUGGCUCGCCGCCCUCGACUUGUGCUUUUGGGUGGACAGCCUCAACGCGACGCAGCGAGAAGCGCUCUUCGGCGGCUCGGGGCUGCUGCAGCAGGCGUAUGAGCGUGCCUGCACCGCCUUCGCGCCGGGCACGCAGGUCAACGAGUACUACCACCACGUCCGGCUGUGCGCCACGCCCGCCUUUGUGCGCGAGAUCUACUUCCUCGCCAGCAAGGAGUACUGCGUGCCCGAGGCGGCCAACAGCUUCCAGCUCUACCCGCGCCUCGCCCGCGACGGCGCCAUGAUGUGCGGCACCGACAUCGGCCCG